Messenger RNA from Ornithorhynchus anatinus (platypus), 2377 nucleotides. RefSeq names its product serine/threonine-protein kinase STK11. The transcript has 9 exons. The record is from RefSeq and is a predicted model, not a curated record. The coding region runs from base 311 to 1549 and encodes 412 amino acids. Gene Ontology annotation, cellular component: cytoplasm; nucleus. Gene Ontology annotation, molecular function: protein serine/threonine kinase activity; ATP binding; protein kinase activator activity. Gene Ontology annotation, biological process: positive regulation of vesicle transport along microtubule; protein phosphorylation; glucose homeostasis. NCBI's taxonomy places the organism in Eukaryota, Metazoa, Chordata, Mammalia, Monotremata, Ornithorhynchidae.
UUGGCACAUAGUAAGUGCUUAACAAAUGCCAUCAUUAUUAUUUUUAUUAUUGUUUAGGGUUGUUUUUUUUCUAAUCACAUUUUGCCAUGGACAGGGUUAGGAGCUCGUUUUCCACAUUCGCAAUUAGGUGUCUCAUGAGAUGUUUGCAUGCAGUCCACCACACUACAGGGAUCUUCUAAGUGUGUAUAAUUAUGUUAAGUUUUUUGAAGGACUUUUUUAUGUACUUUUAGAAGCAGGAAAAAGUGAAGAAAAAUUAACUAAAGCAGUAACAUAGAAUUAAAGGAAACCUGGUUAAGGACCAUAACUGAAGAUGAAUGUGGGUGAAGCUUCACAGCCGGAGAUUGGUACAGAAAGUGAGCUGAUGUCUGAAGGAGUAGACACCUUCUUCCAUCGUAUUGAUUACACUGAGGUCUUCAAUGACCCUUACCACAAAAGAGCAAAAUUUAUUGGCAAAUACCUUAUGGGGGACCUCCUGGGUGAAGGGUCUUAUGGCAAAGUAAAGGAGGUCCUGGAUUCAGAAACACUUUGCAGGAGAGCUGUCAAAAUUCUCAAGAAAAAGAAACUACAACGAAUCCCUAAUGGUGAAGCCAACGUUAAAAAGGAAAUUCAGCUACUGAGAAGACUACGACACAACAAUGUCAUUGAGCUUGUAGAUGUAUUAUACAAUGAGGAGAAAGAGAAAAUGUAUAUAAUAAUGGAGUAUUGUGUGUGUGGUUUGCAGGAGAUUCUGGAUAGCGUCCCAGAGAAAAGGCUUCCAGUCUGUCAAGCUCAUGGGUACUUUCACCAGCUUAUUGAUGGAUUAGAAUAUUUGCACAGUCAAGGCAUCAUACACAAGGAUAUUAAACCAGGGAACCUCCUCCUAACAACUAAUGGGAUGUUAAAAAUUUCUGAUUUAGGUGUAGCAGAGGCACUGAACCCAUUCAUUGAAGAAGACACCUGUCGAACGAGCCAAGGGUCACCAGCAUUUCAGCCCCCUGAAAUAGCCAAUGGCCUAGAGACCUUUUCAGGUUUUAAAAUGGACAUCUGGUCAGCUGGAGUCACAUUGUACAUCAUCACAACAGGUUUAUAUCCAUUUGAAGGAGAAAACAUCUACAAGUUAUUUGAAAACAUUGGCAGAGGGUAUUAUAUAAUUCCUGAGGAUUGUGAGCCUCUGCUCGUUGACCUGCUCAAGGGGAUGCUUGAAUAUGAACCAGUCAAGAGGUUUUCAAUACAGCAGAUACGACAGCACAACUGGUUUCAACAGAAACAACCCGAAGGCGAGGCUCUAGUCCCUGUUCCUCCCAGCCCAGAUACGAAAGACAGAUGGCGAAGCAUGACAGUGGUGCCUAACCUGAGGGCUUUACACAACAACAAUGAGGAAGUGGAUGACAAUCUCUAUGACAAUGCAGGUGAUAUCAUUUACACUCAGGACUUCACAGUUUCAGGUGACGAAGCGACCAGUGAGUCAGGGCUUAGUGAGGCCAGAGCAAAGCAGCAGCAUGAGUAUUCAGAACCUUCAGGAGAUGGAACUCAGCCACCAGGAGAAAUGAUAACCAAAGAAGAACACUAGUCUAGUGUAGGGGCAGGCCUGGCAAAAUCUGUCUUUGGAAAGGAUGGCUUAAGCUGCUGGUCAGCUUCUUUCUAAUACUGCUAUAUUUGUGAUCUUAAAUUCUCUUUUGAGAGAAUGUUUUCUACAUUUAUCCUUCCUUAUGUUCCCUCCCUGGUUACCAAACUCUAAAGAAAGUGUUUCCUCCAAUUACAUUCUUACUUAUUAGAAUUAUUUGUUCCCACAUUUUCUCCUGUUCUAAUCAUUAAGAAGCAUGCCAACCAGCUUGUUUGGGUAACCAUUUAACCAUUUUCCACUGACUCUGGGAAAGGAAUUUUGAAAGAUGUUUGUAGUUUUAAAUUUUUUCCUUGUUGCUCUUUCCUCUUGUAUGAUCUAUUAAUGGUUAUUUUGUGAUGGCCCGUUCAGUCUAGGCUAUGAUAUGUGAAAAGGAAUGAGUUACUUACGUGAAGGGCAAGAAAGGUAAGGACAAGUGAAUUGGUAAUAACCACUCUUAGACCCCUUACCCUCAUAUCCCCCUACCCAUAUGUAGGCUCAUGUAGACCCACUGGAUGGGACUAAUCUUCUCCUAUUCUCAUUGUUUUCAGAAUAAUGAUUUCCUCAUUGUUUGUCAUCUGUCAUUCCUUGUUAUAAACUAGUCCUUAUACUGUUGUGUGGAAUAAGAGUGAAGUGAUCUACCACAAAAUAAUGGGUCUUUUUUUAAGGGUACAUUAAUCCUGAAAAUAAUCCAUCCUCACAACCUAGUGAAAAAUAAUUGUAGAAUUCAGGUUCUGUAUAAUUUAGUUGUUUCUCUGAAAAAAAAGCCUUAAAUAAAAGUGCAUAAACUCUCUUUUA